This is a messenger RNA of Taeniopygia guttata (zebra finch), 2921 nucleotides long. Lineage: Eukaryota; Metazoa; Chordata; Aves; Passeriformes; Estrildidae. The record is from RefSeq and is a predicted model, not a curated record.
ACAUAAUCUCAUGGUAGAAGGAAUCUGGAAACAAUGUCUGGCUCCCUUCUAGAGCCAUGAGUGAUCCCACAGGAUCACUGUCAGUGAGAGGAAGAGGCGUUUAGCUGUCCAUCUUCCUCCACUGUGGAAUGCCAGCGUGUCCUUCCCUGUGCUCUGUGCAGCCCCGGAGAAGAGCAGAGAGGGAAGGGGCCGGGCCCAGGGCUGUGCCCCGGGGCUGAGCCUUGGGUGCAGCCUGAGGAUCUACAGUGUCACAGGAGCUGUUCUGUCCUGCCUUUCUUUGCAGCUCAACUUGUUGAUGACAGCGAUCCAGUUUCUAAAACCAUGUCCAUGAAUGAGCCUCUGAGAGAUGCUGAGAGUGUGGCUGCAGGGAGGACUUUUCAGGCUCCUUUGCUGGCAACUGCACACAAGCCCAGCUCCCAUCGCAGGGGGCCCCCAAUUAGAAAGAGCAAAGCUACAGAACACAAGAAACCCCAUGAGCCAUCCAAACACAUGUGGCAAAUGCUGAAGGAAAUCAAAGAGGCAGGACAAGAGAUGGAUGGAGAGGCUGUGCUGAAGGCUGAGUUUCUCAGAGGAAGCAGUGGCUCACUGGCAGCCUCUGCUGCAGGAAGGGAGGCGCUGCCAGGCACAGGAGAUUCGGACUGUGACUUGCAGCAUUUGGAAAUGCUGCUAAACCAUGGUUUAAGGAUCUUGGAGUCUGGUGAAGCUAAACGUGAGGAUGAAGAGGAUCUGGAUUCCCAACCCAUCCCCAUCACUGAGCCUCUGGGAUAUGCUGAGGGUGUGGCUGCAGAGAGGUCUUUCCCUGGUUCUUUGGUAGAUGCUGCUCAAAAGCCCAGCUCCCAUCGCAGGGGUCCCCUGAGAAGGAAGAGCAAACUUAGAGGAGACAUGUCCCUGGAGGCAUCCAAACACAUGGACAAGACGCUGAGUGAUCUGGAGAGACACAGGGAUGCAGCUGGAACCUCAGCACGUGGUGACAAAAUCUGGAAAAGCAUGAGAAGAGAUUUCUGCUGGGGAACAUCUUGUUUGAUGAAGAUGAUGGCCAUUGUGGCUGGUGCAGCAUUUGGCCUGAUGAUGUGCUCUGCGGGAAUCUGGUAUUGCUGGAAGACAAAAAGCAGCGCCUCUGCAGCUUCACAAGACCAGAUGACUUCAGCCAUGCAGAUCUGUGCCUAUCAUCAGCCUUUCCCAAGCCAGUUUCCAACAUGCCUUCCACAGCUGCAUUACCCACUUACUUCUGGGGACAUGCUGCCACCACCCAUAACAGAACCCUCUGUCCCCAAAGGGGAGCCCAUUCCUGUCAGUAGUAACACGACCAUCCCACCUUAGGACUGGGUUUUGUGAGAAACCACUGCACACUUUAAAAGUUUUAAAAUGUUUAUUAAACAUUUACAAAAACAUAAGAGAAGGACUAAUAAGGAAGAACAGGCCUGGGAAGGCCCCCUGCCCCAUGGCUGCUACCUGCCAGGUGGCUGCCUCAUCUUCAAGAUUGAUGCUUCACCUUUUACAUUCCUGGAGGGUGCAUCAGCCACCCCUGGGCCCUCCCAAAGUCUGUCAGUCAACCCUUCUUUGCCGUUUAUCGGUGGAAUUUAUUUCUUGUAGCUGCGUUUGAAGGUCAGGUGUUGUCAUGCCGUGUCCCCCCAGCAACAAGCUUUUCCAUUCCUAACUCUCCCAUGCAAGGGGUAUAUGUCGAUACCUAUUGUGGUGGACCCCCACUGCAGGGAAUGACGUGCAUUGACUCCAUGUUUGCAGAAGGAUGAAGAAAAGCUUUAUUAAGCUGUCCUAUAUUAUACUAUACUAAAAACUAUACUACUGCUAUGCUGAAGAAAAACCCGUGACCCUUAGAGACAGUCCAACACAGAGUGGCUCCAGUUGGUCAAAUGAAAUCAAAACACCAUCACCAGAGUCCAGUGAAGAAAUCCCUCUUUGGUAAACAAUCUCCAUAACACAUUCCACAUGUGCCAAACAACAGAUGCAGCAAAUGGAGAUAAUUGUUUUUCUUCUUUCUCUGAGCUUUCUCACAGCCUUCCCCAGGAUGUUCCUGGGAAAGCCUGUGUCUCUCACUGUUCAAAGGGUAUGUGAAUACCACACACGCCUUCUUUCUACCUGUCUAGACAGCCCAGGCUGUCUGGUGGGAACAAUUGGGAGUGGGGGGUGAGAUGUAUGAUUAUAAUUUACUCCAAUUAAAUAUUGUUGUAUUGAAUCAAGGCAAAUAUGAUUUGGCAUGUAUAAUAUUUAGUUAUUACACAAUACACAUACCAGCACUGUAAGCUGCCCCCCCCCCCCCACACACACACACGUAUUUGUUUACACCAGAGCCAGGUUUUUUUUGGACAAUGCCUCAUUUACAAUUUAAUACAUGUGGCUAUCCUGGAGAUGGGCUGUCCCAAAAGGAGAUACUGGAACACCUGGGAGCUGAUCAUCCUGGUAGCGACUCAAGAUUGGGAUCGCUGGAGUCCUCCGGGCUGAUGCAUCUGAAUGCCACGGUUCCCAUAACCUCAUCAGGAAAAAUUGUCCACAGCUGGACCUGGAUUGUUCAACCCCGGCUGAAAGAAAAGAACUUUAUGAAUAUGUGGGACUCUGAAUAGAGAGAAAAGGCAGGUGACUGAAAUCCUGGCCUCGGGCAGAAAAUUUCCUAUAAGAACUGCAGGGUCCGGGAGGGUGGUGUGUGUGUCCAGGGGAACCUCUGCCGAGAGGCUCCUUCCUGUCACGCACCCAGUGCCGAACCUGGGCUCAGCGCUGUCCUUUUCCUUUUGGCCUGCUCAGAGAGAAUUCAAUCCUGAAUAACUUUUUAUUGUUUCAUUUUUAAUUUGGCUGGACUAAUUUUCAUUUAUAAAAGGGGGAAGGGGACUGUGGGGAGAACGGAGAACAUCUAAACAACAAAUCACAAUAACAUAACUCUACAUCAAUAAAGCUUCUCUUAAGAUACA